Messenger RNA from Cydia fagiglandana, 3017 nucleotides. RefSeq lists its product as uncharacterized. The transcript is spliced from 8 exons. Gene Ontology annotation, cellular component: neuron projection membrane. NCBI's taxonomy places the organism in Eukaryota, Metazoa, Arthropoda, Insecta, Lepidoptera, Tortricidae. The record is from RefSeq and is a predicted model, not a curated record. Gene Ontology annotation, biological process: synapse organization. The coding region runs from base 339 to 1631 and encodes 430 amino acids.
CACCCCUAACAAACACUAGUGCGUUUCCACUUCUCGACGCGGUCGGUCGUGUCGUUACUCGACGAUGGAAGAUCGCGAUUUUUGAAUUCGGAAUGCGUGCGUGAUUUUUAACGGUAUCGAGGGAAAACUUUUAGUGGUGUGGUUAGUGAUUUUUUUUUCGUUUAAAAUAGUGUUUGGCUUUUAACUGUGGAUGAUAAUUUAGUGAUUUGUGGGAAGUGACGUGAUUUUACUGAAUAAAAGAAUGUUCGCACACGAUCGCACCAACAGAUAACAGUAAAAAUGACCAUUAACUUGAGUGGGAAAAAACUGUGACAUUUCAAAACAAUCGUGCCAAAACAAUGUUUUGCUGCAAAGAACUUAAACUACUCUACGCCACUAUUGUUCUGUUACUCGAAGCUGAGUUGUUGGUGAACACGGGUGCUAUGGAGUCGAAGCGGUCUUCCUUGUUGGCGCAAAACGCCGAUGAAUUGAAAUCUUUGGAGCUAUGUAUUAGUAGGAAUCAGCAGAGACUGGGUAGUGUCUUUGGGAAUUAUACGAGACAUCACAAAAAGGGUCACAGAAGAAGAACAACCACCACAACACAAACUACAGUCAUUUACACGACGGCAGUCGACAAUGAGGACGACCUAACUAACCCCUUCACGACCAGCGGAACCCUUACCACCCCCCACCCCGUACUACCAAAGCCUCAAAGGCUAACAUCUUACAAAGACUACGAUGUACAUAUAGAUAAAAAUGCAAUUGAAGAUGAAAUAAGUGAGAUUAUAGAAGGUUAUAAGCACCAUGAGAAAUAUACAGAGCUAGAUGAAACAUCAUUAGCUAAAUCUUUAAGUAAAGUUAAGAAAAUGUACAGAGAUUCGGCGGGGUCAGCCGCUAAUAAGUUAAGUGGGAAGGUUGGGAAGACGGGUAUAUUUUUGACUGACAAUUGUACAACUGUUAUAGCGCAGAUAGGAACUACAGCUGUUUUGCAUUGUGAAGUUAGCGAUAUCACAGAGAACACGGUAACAUGGAUAAGAAAAAAAGACUAUUCGUUGUUAUCAGUGGGGCUGGUUACAUACAGCGCAGAUAACCGAUUUUUUUCUGCCCACGGCCGACAUGUGAAGGACUGGGCCCUCCACAUACGGUUCUCAACGUCCGCAGACGGGGGUUACUACGAGUGCCAAGUCCCAACCCACCCGCCUACGAGUAUCUUCUUUAAGCUCGUUCUCGUUGCUGCCUACGCCGAGAUAAUGGGUGAAUCCGAGAAAAUCAUCCACGAGGGCUCGAUGCUGAGGCUAGUGUGUGUGGUGCGGCGCUCCACCGAGCCGCCGUCAUACGUCUUCUGGUACUUCGAGAACAGAAUGAUCAACUACGACCUGAACGGCGUGAGCGUUCACAACGGGCGUCAGACCAGUGAGCUGGUGAUUGGGAAAGCGGAACCCCGGCACGCAGGAAACUAUACCUGUGUGCCAGCGAACGCCAAAGCUGCCUCGGUCACCGUACAUGUUGUACAGAGUGAAACCCCGGCAGCAAUGCAACACGGCAACAACUCCUCAGCCCGAACAACCAGCCUACACUUGCUGGCCAGCGGCUUCGUCUAUCUAUUGGCAUUAAGACUAUUGCUGACACAAAUAUCUUUAGAGUACGGAUAGUGAUAAAAGCGUAAAAUAGCAUUUUGUUAUCCCUUACCCAUAGUUGAGAAGAAAAGUAGUUCAUUUUCUUAAAUAAUUAAGGAUGGAUGCUGGUGUAAAUUGGGAUUUGUUUGAAAGAAUACUGGUCUGGACGGUGGUAUUCACUUUCUUUUGUGUACAGUAUCUGCUCAAUUUUAAUUUUAAGAUACGUUAAAUAUUACGUCUAGGUACGAUAUGGAUUAGAUACGUCAGUGUCCAAAGUGACGUUUCCUCAAACAAAGACAUCACUUUUGACACGGACAAUUUUGUAAUCCAUAUCGUAUCUAGACGUAAUAUUUGACGUAUUUUAAAGUUCGAAUCGGGCUGUAUGUCAUUUUAUUGCACAAACACAAUAUCUAACGAUCGUGUGUCUUGGUUUAAUUCUUACGAUAGGUACUUAAAUACAUAUUUAUACGUAAAAAAUAUUUUUUUUUGCAAUCAUGUUGUGUUUCAAUUUAGCUGCAAUUUAUGUUACUUAUUGUGAUUUUGAUAUUUUCGUGUUAGUUACUUAGCUUAAAUUUUAGCUUAGUUGAGCGAAUUAAUAAAGCGAGUAACGGUAACAUUCCAUUUCUGACCGCAGCGGCACUGCUGGUACUGAACGCGUCGCUGUUAUUGUCAAUUUCCAUAAUAAAAUGAACAGUAAGUCGUUGGAAAUGGACUGUCACCUUAAUGCAUUGAGCUACUUUUCUUUUUCACUACACCUUCACUGUUUAUAAAUAAUAAUUAUGAUCUGGUGUUAAAUAUGAUAUGGUGUUUUUCCAGCAAAUGUAUAACGUCUGUUUGUCAUUUUCUAGAAUUAUUUAUUAGGAAAACCAUAUAAAUUACCUAUAUUUUAGACGAAAUGUUAUAUUUAAAUGAUAUAAUACUGUUGUGAUUGUAUUUAUAUUAAUUAUCAGCAAUUUUUUGUUAUUAUUAGAAAGCCCUAGUACAUUUAGCAUUGCGUUAAAAACCAUAAAUUGUCGUGUCCUCAAUAAAAAGUUUUCUUUCUUACAUAGGAUUUUGGCUAUUAUAAUUAUGUGGUAAUUUAAAAUUGGAUUGCUGUAUUUUUAAAGAUGUAUUGCCAAUAAGUUAAACACGAUCAAAACUGUUUUUGAACUGUCUUCAUUUUAUAUACAAAAUUUGAAAAAUAAUUUUCGCUAGCAAUAAGAUUUUAUUAAAAUGCAAUAAACUGGCUGAAAAACACCAAAAUAUUUUUCAAGGUUUUAUCGUGUAUCACAGUUAAUAAAUAAAAGUAUACCAGUUGAGUACAAUAAUGUUAAUGUAAAUAAAUUGUGAAAUAAUUAGUAACAAUAAGUAUGUAUUAAGGGAAAUGUAAUUAUCGACACUUGGAUUUAAGAAUAAAUAAUAAUUUUGAAUUCAACGUGCCAA